GGAGCGCCCGCCGCCAUCCGUGGCCGAAACAGAUCUCGACGGGCCCCAGCCUCGUUGGGGCCAUUCUUAUCCACUGCUCGCUCACUCGCCAACACGCUCAUUUCUAUCGGACCGCGAAGACAUUUAUUCAUACUACUAUGUAUAAUAACCCGCAACUCUAUGUACGGGACGGGACCAGCGACAAUGGCAAAUUGUCCACAGGGACAAUUAUCAUCAUUGUCGUCGUAUGCGGCUCCGUGGUUGUCCUGGCAUCUAUCCUCUUUCUCUGGCGGCUACUUUUCCGCCAGUGUAACCGCAAGAAGUCAAACCCGCUGCCGCCUGUACAGCUGCUUGCGCACGAGCGUCAAGAACAUGCCACGACAUUUGCGGACGGUAAGGCUUUCUACUCGACCAGCAGCCUAAACGGGUCAAUGCACAAGCUAACAUUGCAACACGCUCCGAGCUUUGCAUCCCUACUCCCCCGCGACGCAUCGAGUAGCCGUCAGAACAGCGUUUUCGUUGACGAUGCGACCUCUGCAGAGAGCAUUCCUACUCUCGGACCGCCUGUGUCGGCGGACAAUCUCACCCCGCCAAAUCCCCCUUUCAACCCAUAUAUCAGCGCAGAAUCCGUUGAAAGCAUGCAGCCAUCCUCAAGCGUUCCUUUUUCUGAUGUAUCCUCGACCAUCUCCCACGUCACGUCCCUCAGGAAUGGAGCACAAAACGCCAUGAGCGGCUAUAUGGGUCAAGAUGACGCAUUUGAUAGGCGCAGCGUAUUCGCCGACCAAUGGGUGCCCGUUGGUGCACGCUCAUUAAGUAUGCACGCCACCAGUAUUCCAGGGCCCUCAGUUGGCCGAGCAAUAUCGACCAAUCCGCGCAUCCCAAGCAGCCUGUCGCAGUCUACCACUGUGACAAUGUCCCAGCAGACCUACCACCGCAGCCAAUCGCAGCCGCGCAUCAUAGGAGCGCGCCCAUAUCCUCCUCGCUCACAGUCUGCCGGCCCGUCAUAUGCGUCCGGCUCGACAACACACACACCGCCACCUCCGGUGCCAAGCCGACCCGCAGGCUAUGCCACCCCGCCACAGGAGAGAACAGCAAACGAGGAGCCGAUGCGCGGUAGACCACGCAGCGCGACCGUUGUGCGGCCUGCUCCGCAUUCAAGAGGCUUAUCGCAAGACCAGCAGGUCGCCCAGCUAGCGGCGUUGUCCUCCAUACCAUACGUUUCAGAUCAACCGCCGCCUCCACGACCGCCCGAGGAAGCGCGAUGGCAGCCGUCGCGUUCACGCUCGCGCAGAAAUACCCUACGGAAACCUAAACCGACAGUCCCCAACGAAGAGUCUUCUGUGCCUCAUAAUUGGCCCAUGUAUGCGCCCACGAUCUAG
Molecule: messenger RNA, 1358 nt
Organism: Postia placenta MAD-698-R-SB12
Lineage: Eukaryota; Fungi; Basidiomycota; Agaricomycetes; Polyporales; Adustoporiaceae
Exons: 4
Coding region: 138-1358 (406 amino acids)
Source: RefSeq, a predicted model, not a curated record